AUGUCAUCGUCAUUAUUUGAUCGUAUUUUAUCGAGCUCUAUUAAUGUUAAACAUCGACUCGAAUCUCUGUUAAAUAUAUGCCGCAUUUAUAAACAUCCGUCAUGGUUAAGUGAUGAUUCAUGUGACGAAUUUUACCGAUUUUAUGGGCCAGAUCUUUCAGAUAUUCAAGAACUUGAAGAUUCUAUUGUGUCUAUUUCAGUACUAAUUGAGCAUCUUCAGCAUGAACGAAAUUCAACGGAAACCUGUGAACCUUUUCCAAACUAUCCUUUGUGUAAAAAUGGUUGGACAUUAAAAGAUAUCGAACAAAUAGAAAAAGAGCAAGUUCUAAAUUUAAAUAUUUUAAAUCUAAUAAAUUUACAUUCGUUCAAUGCAUGCAAUAAUGAAUUAGAUAAACAACAAUGUUUAAAAUCAGAAUUAGAUAAUACACACAUAAUAUCAAACGAUCGUAGGCAUUUGAAUACAAGGUCACUAUCAACCAUUCCAAAUUCAUGUUUAUCGUGUACUACAAAUAAAAAUCUCCUUGAUCUUCCAAUAGAACUUCUUCUUCACAUAUUUUCAUUUAUAUCUCCUUUUGAACUCAUAACAAAUCUUGCACCUACUUGCCGUUAUUUUGCAAGUCUUGUUUUGAAUCAUGUUUAUACUCACAUUGAUCUGUACAAAGCAGCUUCUGUUUUUGAUGUAACACGUUUAUUAUCUUAUCUAACAUGUCUUCGAACCAUAGCAUUUAUUAAUUGGGACAAUGAAGUAAGUAUUCUUGCAUGGGCUAUAUGGUUUGAUAGAAUUUCUAAGGCAACUUCUAAUCUUCAUACAAUCCGUUUUCAAAAUGUUUAUAUUUCUCCGAUAUUAAUUUGUUUUAUUGUUGAAUAUUUUCCUCAUUGUUUACAAUCAAUUAUAUUCGAUUAUCAACAAGUUAAAUCCUAUGAAAGAUUCGAUUUAAUUCUAUCAUUGCUUGCCGAUAAAACAAUUCAAUUAAAACAUAUAACUGCUUCAUACCAAACAGGAAUCACUAAUUUUGGCAUUUUACAACUUGUUAAUAACUUGAAUAUGGUUGUAGAAUUAAAUUUGCUUUAUAUUGAAGCAAUUAAUGAUGAGACAGUAAAAAUUUUAUGUGAUAAGCAUAAUACUUAUUUGGAAAUACUCAAAAUUGAUGGUGCUCAAUUAACAGACAAAGCUUUGGAAUAUAUUGAUUGUUGUCGAAAAUUGAAAUCAUUUAUGAUUGAGUUUUGUACAAAUAUGAUAGGCUCCAAUUUUUAUAUAUUCCAAAAUUUUGAUAAUCUUAAAGAAUUAUGUUUAUCAAAAUUAACUAAUGCAUCAUUGGAAUCAUUUCAACUAUUGUUUGACGGAAAGCAUAUUUUUAGAAAUUUAGCUCUGCUUAAAUUAGGCGAAUGUCAUUCAAUCGAUGAUAAUUGCGUUCGAUCAAUUAUCACAAUGUGUCCUCGUCUCAUUGAUUUCAUGUGUUCAUGGGCAUAUAGUCUAACUGAUGAUAGUUUCAAUGAGAUAGCCAUGCGAUGUCAGCAUCUUCGACGUUUAUCAUUAGUAGGUUGCCAUCAAAUUUAUGGUCGAAUAUUAGAUUAUGUACCGGAAAAAUAUUUUCAUCAUAUAGAAUAUCUUAAUUUUGAACAAUGUAAUCAAAUAGAAGAUGAACUUUUAAUUAAAUUAUAUAAAAGAAAAAAAUCGAUAUCCAUUAUUAAUUAUUAUGGAACAUCUGUUGAUGACGAUGAUGAUGAUGAUCAUGACGAUGAUGAGGAUGAUUUAAAAAGUUUUUAA
Molecule: messenger RNA, 1767 nt
Organism: Rotaria socialis
Lineage: Eukaryota; Metazoa; Rotifera; Eurotatoria; Philodinida; Philodinidae
Source: the annotation of a GenBank genome assembly